Candoia aspera is the source of this 6275-nucleotide messenger RNA. RefSeq names its product chloride voltage-gated channel 3 (gene CLCN3). The transcript is spliced from 14 exons. Gene Ontology annotation, molecular function: voltage-gated chloride channel activity. The record is from RefSeq and is a predicted model, not a curated record. Lineage: Eukaryota; Metazoa; Chordata; Lepidosauria; Squamata; Candoiidae. Gene Ontology annotation, cellular component: Golgi apparatus; plasma membrane; synaptic vesicle. Gene Ontology annotation, biological process: chloride transport; transmembrane transport. Bases 109 to 2715 code for a protein of 868 amino acids.
CUCGCAGCGUCCCGGUUUUUCUUCUCAGCCCAGGAGCAGGAGGAUGUGUGAGUCCUUCUCCGGGGAUCACCAGGCGGCGCCACGCGGCCAGCUUAUAAGGGAAGCUAAAUGGAGUCUGAACAACUGUUCCAUAGAGGUUACUAUAGAAAUAGCUACAACAGCAUAACUAGUGCAAGUAGUGAUGAAGAAUUGCUAGAUGGAGCUGGUGUUAUCAUGGACUUCCAGACCACUGAAGAUGACAAUUUAUUAGAUGGUGACAUAUGUAUUGCUGCAGGAACUCAUUAUACAAUGACAAAUGGAGGCAAUAUUAACAGUACAACACAUUUGCUGGAUCUCCUCGAUGAGCCCAUUCCUGGAGUUGGAACUUAUGAUGACUUCCACACGAUUGAUUGGGUGCGAGAGAAGUGCAAAGACAGAGAGAGACACAGAAGGAUCAAUAGCAAGAAAAAAGAAUCAGCAUGGGAAAUGACAGAGAGUUUGUAUGAUGCAUGGUCAGGAUGGCUGGUUGUGACAUUAACUGGAUUGGCAUCAGGUGCUUUGGCUGGAUUGAUAGAUAUCGCUGCAGAUUGGAUGACUGAUUUAAAGGAAGGCAUUUGUCUCAGUGCCCUGUGGUUCAAUCAUGAACAGUGUUGCUGGGCAUCUAAUGAAACAACAUUUGAAGAGAGAGACAAAUGUCCAUUGUGGAAAACAUGGGCAGAAUUAAUAAUUGGUCAAGCAGAGGGACCAGGUUCCUAUAUAAUGAACUACAUAAUGUACAUUUUCUGGGCUUUGAGCUUUGCUUUCUUGGCAGUUUCUCUGGUGAAGGUGUUUGCCCCUUAUGCUUGUGGAUCAGGGAUUCCAGAGAUCAAAACAAUAUUGAGUGGCUUUAUCAUUAGAGGGUAUCUGGGCAAGUGGACAUUAAUGAUAAAAACAAUCACUUUGGUCUUGGCUGUAGCCUCAGGUUUGAGUUUAGGAAAAGAAGGUCCUCUUGUACAUGUUGCGUGUUGCUGGGGAAACAUCUUUUCAUACCUCUUUCCGAAGUACAGUACAAAUGAAGCAAAGAAAAGGGAGGUAUUAUCUGCUGCUUCAGCAGCUGGAGUAUCAGUAGCAUUUGGGGCCCCAAUUGGAGGAGUUCUUUUCAGCCUAGAAGAAGUCAGUUAUUAUUUUCCAUUGAAGACCUUGUGGAGAUCAUUUUUUGCUGCUUUGGUGGCUGCAUUUGUUUUGAGAUCCAUCAAUCCUUUUGGAAACAGUCGCCUUGUUCUUUUCUAUGUCGAAUACCACACUCCAUGGUAUCUAUUUGAACUAUUGCCCUUCAUUCUUCUGGGUGUGUUUGGUGGACUGUGGGGAGCAUUUUUCAUCCGUGCCAACAUCGCUUGGUGCCGUCGACGCAAAUCAACCAAAUUUGGAAAGUAUCCAGUUCUUGAAGUUAUUAUUGUAGCAGCCAUAACAGCUGUCAUUGCUUUUCCAAACCCCUAUACCAGAGUCAACACCAGUGAGCUAAUUAAAGAACUUUUCACAGACUGUGGGCCUUUGGAGUCAUCCUCCCUUUGUGAUUAUCGAAAUGACAUGAAUGUCAGUAAAAUAGUAGAUGACAUUCCUGACCGUCCAGCAGGCACUGGAGUAUAUUCAGCAAUAUGGCAGCUGUGCUUAGCUCUUGUAUUUAAGAUUAUAAUGACAGUUUUCACUUUUGGUAUCAAGGUUCCAUCAGGUUUGUUCAUACCUAGUAUGGCCAUUGGAGCAAUAGCUGGGAGAAUUGUUGGAAUUGCUGUGGAACAAUUGGCUUAUUAUCAUCAUGACUGGUUUAUCUUCAAGCAGUGGUGUGAGGUUGGAGCAGAUUGUAUAACUCCAGGCCUCUAUGCUAUGGUUGGUGCUGCUGCAUGCUUAGGUGGUGUGACAAGGAUGACUGUAUCUCUAGUGGUUAUUGUGUUUGAGUUAACAGGGGGACUAGAGUAUAUUGUACCCCUUAUGGCUGCAGUAAUGACGAGCAAAUGGGUUGGAGAUGCUUUUGGCAGAGAAGGCAUCUAUGAAGCACACAUACGUCUGAAUGGAUAUCCUUUCUUGGAUGCUAAGGAAGAAUUCACUCAUACAACCCUGGCUGCUGAUGUCAUGAGACCUCGAAGAAAUGAUGCCCCAUUGGCAGUAUUAACACAGGAUAAUAUGACUGUGGAUGAUAUUGAAAAUUUGAUCAAUGAAACCAGCUAUAAUGGUUUUCCUGUAAUAAUGUCAAAAGAAUCCCAAAGACUAGUAGGAUUUGCCCUAAGGAGAGAUUUGACUAUUGCAAUAGAAAGUGCCAGAAAGAAACAAGAAGGCAUUGUUGGCAGUUCCAGAGUCUGUUUUGCCCAGCAUACCUUAUCACUUUCAGCAGAAAGUCCUCGGCCUUUGAAGCUUAGAAGCAUUCUUGAUAUGAGCCCUUUUACAGUUACAGAUCACACACCAAUGGAGAUUGUGGUGGACAUAUUCCGCAAACUGGGCCUAAGGCAGUGUCUUGUAACACACAAUGGGAUUGUCUUGGGGAUCAUCACAAAGAAGAACAUAUUAGAGCAUCUCGAGCAACUAAAGCAGCACGUCGAACCCUUGGCGCCUCCUUGGCAUCAUAACAAAAAAAGAUAUCCUCCGACAUAUGGCCCAGAUGGCAAACCAAGACCCCGCAUCAAUAAUGUUCAACUGAACUCAAUAACUGAGGAGAGAGAGGAAAGUGAAGAAGAGGUUCAUUUGCUGAACAGUACAACACUUUAAUAUAAGGCAUAGUUUUGUAAUACAAAAGAAAGGCUGGAUUUUUUGAAAAGUGUACUGUUGGAAUUUAGGAGUUGAUUUUAGGAAAAGGUGGUUUUACAAUGUAAUAAAGAGGAUGAGAAUGAAAAUCUGAAAACCUGCACUGGAUGCACUCUGAACUGUUAGAUCUGCCAUGAUAGUGCUGUCAGAAGUUGUAUCAGAAAUUCAUAAGCUCCAGUUUGGACCUUGCUGCUUUAGCAUGGAAGAAAUGGAUAGUUGGUCCCUGUUUCUGAAUCAUACUGAGUUGAGCCGUCCUUUGAAAACUGGAAGAUUUGGCCCUUUUUACCACAGACAGUUGUGUUAAUUCAUGAAAUGUAUAGUUAUUCCACAUUACCUCUUUACAUUCCAGAAGAGCUUUUCUCUCUCCUGAGCCCCGACUGAGCCUCCUUACAAUUGAUGCAUCUUUUUGAAAUGGUGGUUUCUCAUAUUGAGAUGUACUGUGACCUGUUUAAUUUGAUCACAAGAAGUAAGCAUUUCUUGUGCCAUUUAAACUUAAGAGUUUGUAUAUCAUGAAAAUCUUGUGACAGUUUAGAUCUACUGCAACAAAAGCAGACUGAGCAGGUUAAUAAACUUGGGUGAAGCAUGUUAAACCCUGCAGUUUAGUAGUUGCAAGUUAAACAGUCAAAUCUGUUUCAAGUAUGUUUUUGUUGCAAAAUAAUGCAAUUUUUGUUGCAAAAUUAGGCUUAUGCAAUUUUUGUACUAUUAAAAACCCUAAGUUAUAUACCAAUGUUGUGCAAUGUAAAGAAAAUACUACUAUUCUACUAAAAACUGGAAUAAUUCUGUUUGUGUACCUGAUAGCAACUGCAUGUUCAAACACUGGAUAAUAUCCCCCCUAAAUUAAGGUCUUUUUGUUCCUCAUUCCUAUACCAAAUAAAGGCAGAAAAAAUGUUAUAAUUUGCACUAAAUAUAUAUACCAUAGUUUUUGUUUUUACAGAUUAGAAAAUAUUAAAUAUAAAUGAGUUAACAUCACACUAUUGAUUUUACUCUAAUAAUGUGAUUUUUGUAAAGUAAUUCAAAGUCCUCCAUAAACAAUUUGGCAAAAGUUUCUAAUGAAAAUAUUUUUAUAUUUCUUUGUAACCCAUUCUGAUACUUGAUUGCCAUAAUUUUAAAUUUAUUAUUUGUUUUUAAUUAAGGGGCUAGAGUAUUAAUAGAUCUUUAUUUGUAAAUAUUACAGAAUUUAAAACUUAAUUUUUAGGAACUUUGAAGUGGUAACAAUUGAUUUGAAAUGCAGUUCAGUUACUUGAAAAACUUCUAUAAUACAUAAAUACAAACCAAGAACUGACACAAUAACUGGAUUUUACCAUCCCUAAUUAAAAUGUCUGCAUUUUGAAUAUUCAUUUGAGAAAAGUAUUGCAAAUACUUGAUAUGAGGUUUGAUUUACCUAAUAAAACUGAUAUAUUGUAUAAGUUCAGGAGUGACUGGCAGUUGAACACUCUAAGGUUGCACCAUCUUGUUGGCUAUUUAAACAUUAUUGAAAACAUGAAUUAGCUGUAAACCUAUGGUUGUAUAAGUCCUGUUUGCCCAGUAUGACUUCUGUCUUUUGUUUGCCCCUCCUGGUGAAAGGUCCCCUGUGCAAGCACUGAGUCAUGUCUGACCCUUUGGAGGGAUGCCACUUUUGUGACGUUUCCUUGGCAGACUGUAGUGGGGUGGUUUGCCAUUGCCUUCCCCAGUCAUCACCUUCCCCGGCAAGCUGGGAACUCAUUUUACUGACCUCGGAAGGUUGGAAGGCUGAGUCAACCUGAGCCAGCUACCCAAGAAUCCAGCUUCUGCUGGGAUCAAACUCGGGUCGUGGGGAGAGUUUCAGUUGCAAUACUGCCACCUACCACUCUGCGCCACAUGAGGCUCUUUGCCCCUCCUGCCUCUAUUGAUAAGGUUGUUUUGAAAUGCUGGAAUUUCAAAACUGCACAGGAAGUCACUUUAAGGAGGCAAACAAAAUCAGAUGCUCUAUUCUAUGCAUGCAAGCCCUUGUAACAAGAGGUUAUUUUUGUUGCCAAAGUAAAAUAGUCUGUAUUUUUUCCUGUAAAACAUAUGUUCCAAAGAUACUGAUCCAAGUCUUUGAGGAAAAAAAAAACAUAUUCCAAAGGAAUAACAAUAAAAGUCAUGAGUCAGUACUGCAAACUGCUUUGUUAACUGGCCCAGAUAAUCUUAGGAGAUGGUUUUUCAGAAUCAUUGAGAAUAUUUAUCUGCAGUUAUUAAUUGUUCAUUGUGAUUAGGUACUUCAACACCACCUGAGAGAAAAUUAUACUUCUUGGGAUAAACAAUGAAUUACUCUUCUUUUGGCACCUGUACACCUUUUACUGUAUAAAUCACUGUUAACAGAAUUUAGCUGAUGCCUAAACACGUUUUAGGAAUCUUGAGAUGCUUCCACUAAAAUUAAACAUGACUGAAUCCUUGUUCUUUGCGCUAAUCAUGCAGAUCUAAAAUGAUUUUUCCUAUAGCAUGUUUUUAAAACUUUUGUCUUAAGUUUCAAACUCCCCUCUAUACACUUGGUUUGCCAUUAGGCUCUUUACCAAAGUUGCCUAUUGUAUUAAUUCACAAUGCCCUUUGCAACAUGAAGUGAUACCAACUCAUAUCCCAGAUGUCUUUUAAUAAUCCAUAUUGUAUGAUCUAAUGCAGCGUUUGAUGUUCUUCUCAGACAACUUCUUACAAGCACAUAAAAUGUGCCUCUGCUUAUGUGUUAGAGAUUCUGAAAUUAGUGUGCCUGAGCAUUCAAGAAAAAGGAUUUACUAGUAAUAAUGUAACUAAUUACAGAGCCUUAUUCAAGGUGGAACAGAAUGGGAUGUCUAGGGGUGUCUACAAUUUUUUUUGGUUGAACAGUUCAGUUGUUGAUUAUGAAAAUUGCAUCUAAUAUUUCUAGAGUUGUAUUAAACAUUUAUCUUAGUGUUUUUAUUUAUACUAGUGUGGUAGAAUUGCACUUCAUUACAGUAAAAUAAAGUUCUGUUACUGUGAUGAUUUCAUUAGAAAACUUAUUAAACGCUUCUGUAUGACUGUUUAGAUUUUACUUUCUUGCUUUAUUCAAUUACAGUACUAGUGACCCAUGUCUUUUUAUCUAAAGAUAUGAGAGAUCCUAUAAAAGAUUCGAAUUGAAAAAUGAAACAACAGUUUUUCCCAUAUAAUUGCACUAGGCAAAUCCAGUAAGGAAGUAAAUGCAUGCAUGCAUGCAUGCUUACAAUUAUUAAAGUAUCUAGCUCUACAAUUAUCAACAAAUGACUGCUAAAAGUAAAGAAUGCACUGAAUUAGAUUUAGACUUGUGCCAACAAACCCUGAAGAGCCAUAAAAGAAGGUAAUAGAAUGGCAAUUUCUGCCAAUUCCUUUUUUUCUCUGCAUGCUGCUAAAUAAUGCAUAUCUAACAAUACACUUUGGGGGGUAUUAAUUUGGGAGCAUUCCUUCAAUCUGCCCUAAAGCCUACAUCAAUUUUACUAGUUUAAAAAAACCUAAUCUUUUAAGUUAAACUGCAAUUUAGUCUGAACACACAAAGUACAUUUGAACCAGUUCUGUUGUAUAUUAAAAGGUAAAUAAUGAAA